Molecule: messenger RNA, 9964 nt
Organism: Strongylocentrotus purpuratus (purple sea urchin)
Lineage: Eukaryota; Metazoa; Echinodermata; Echinoidea; Camarodonta; Strongylocentrotidae
Gene: COLP2alpha
Product: alpha-2 collagen
Exons: 71
Coding region: 106-8862 (2918 amino acids)
Molecular function (GO): protein binding; extracellular matrix structural constituent
Source: RefSeq, a predicted model, not a curated record
GAGCCAAGAGCAAGCUUGCCGAGAGAAAAGUUUAUCAGCAGCACUCUUCAAACUUGCUGUAGACCCGAUUGCUCGCUCACUGGUCCGCCACAGAGAUUGUACACCAUGUAUAGCUUUGUGGACCAGAUUCGCCAGCAUAGGCAGACACUGUUAUUAAUAUUAGCGACAAUAACAGUUUUCGCUGUAGUAUGUCAGGGACAAGAAUCAUCGUUUUCACUUAGCAUAAGCUCGGGAGAGCCCCUACUACCAUGUGUAUACCGAGGACAACCGUAUCUCCACGCAGAAUCGUGGAGUGUUGAUGAAUGUACGAUUUGUAGUUGUGACAAUGCCACCACGACCUGUGUGAUUGAGAGUUGCCAGCCCGCCUUCUGUGUUGAACCCAUCAAACCGGAAGGAGAAUGUUGCUUCUUGUGUCCUUUCAAUGUGAAGGUGAAGAAGGUAGCGCCGGUGAUCACCAGUACAGGCAGUAUCUCAGAAGGCCGAGAGAACCGACUGACUCUCAGGGUACCCAUCAAGUUUCAGGAAGCUCAGGAUACAACGGGUGUCGCGGGAGAAGGUCUCUGGAGACUCAGUGCCUGGGCCUCGCCCAAUAUGGAUGGCAGGGGACAAAGAUUCGGCUAUCAAAGUCAGACCCUUACCGAGGCCCAGCAGGCAAAGCACUACAAAAAGAAGGACUCCUUUAAUUUCCAGGACGUGGACUUCAGACUCACAGACCCAAUGGCCCAGUGUACUGACAUGAUGUACAUCUGUACUCGAUUGGACCGUGGCGAGAGCCCCAGGACCAAGGGAGGUCUGGACUACGAGUUCUCUGGCUUUCCUGAUGAUAAUGCACUCACUGGAUGUACAACCGCUCCAGAAUGCAAAGGUGUCCAAGCCAGAGGCUUGAGCUGGCGUUACACCGCAGACAACAUCAUCGCUGGAAUGGAGAAUGAACUCUCUAUCGAUGCCACCGUCCUGUUCACAGACACCACUGCUCCCGUUACUGGCAAUAACCUUUGGAGGCUUGCCCUGUAUGGCAGCAAGAAUCUGGACGGUAGUGGCGAGAGGUUCAACUACAAUGAGCAGACCCUGAACAACAUAGAGGUCUCCAAGAACCUAGAAGAAGGAGGCCCUCUUGAGUUCACGGAAGCCACAGCCAUGUUUGAUGUGGCUGCCAUCGGGUGUGGUCCGUUUGGAUAUGCCUGUAUGGAUUUCACAAGGAAUGAUGAUGCUGAUCCAUUCUUCGGCUUUUCGGUGCUCCCAGAGGGCGAUGUUAUCACUCUUUGUCAAGAGAGCCCUUGCAGAGCAGAUCUGAGUAUCACCCGCGUUCAGGACACUGUCCUGAGUGGUACAGUCAUAGAUGGCCGUGAUUCAAAUGCUUACUCUAUGGAUGUGGCCAUCAGUGGCGCAGGAGUAGGUGUUGCAGGCAACGGCCUCUGGAAGUUGAAUGCCUUUGGAAGCUCCAAUGCCAAUGGUGCAGGACAGCGCUACAGUGAGAGAUCACAGGUUCUCACCAGUGGUCAGCAAGACCAAACCUUCCGCGUCACCGAGGACAUGCUCUUUAGCAAUGUUGACUUUGAUCUUAGCAUGCGAGGCCUGACAUGUGCUGAAGUUCAGUUUGUCUGUGUGGAGUUUGCCAAGGGGGAUUCCCCAGACACUGUCUUUAACCUCAUCCCUGUACCCGAUGACAGUGUAAUGGUUAGCUGUUCUCCAGCGGAAUGUGAAGGAGUAUUUGCCGAGGAUCUUGAAUGGACUCUGGAGCCUGUUGAGCCCGUCUUCCCUGGAGAAGAGAGCUCCGUCAGCCUUGACAGCACCGUUACCUUCCGUGAUGGCAACCGCGAGCUGGUCGGCAGCGGCCUCUGGCGCCAGGGCCUCUUUGGCAGCAGGAACAGGGAUGGUAGCGGAGAGCGCUUCAACUACAAGCGCCAGACCCUUGACAGGCCCCAGGCCAGUACCACCCUGAUUGCCGAUAGCCCCCUUGAAGUCCAGGAUGCUAUCACUGACUUUGAGAUUGGAACCGUGGGAUGCAAUGACUUUAACUACCUUUGUCUGGAAUUUACCGGAGGGGACAACCCCAACCCUGAUUACUUCUUCCGAGUGAUUGAUGCCAUGGACAACAGCGCCGAGGCUAACACACUCGUCAAGUGUAAAGAGCAGGAGUGUCUCUCUAAGGCCAUAUUCACCGACUUAGAGGCUGAUCUUGGUAACCAGAUUAUCUAUGAAAACAAGAGGAACCCACUGAGUGUUGACCUGACCGGCGUCACCCAUGACGAUGCUACCAAUGUCCGAGGAGACCAGCUAUGGAAGAUGGCCGUCUAUGGCAGCCGCAGAGCUGAUGGCUCCGGACCCAAGGCUGGACUCGAAGAGCAGAUCCUGGAUCCCACUGAAGCAUCCACUACCCUGUUGGACGAGGAGAACCUCAUGAUGAACAACGUUAACUUUGAAUUUGAUAUGACGGGCAUUCGCUGCGAGGAUGCUGAAUGGGUCUGCUUUGAUCUGGAUAAGAACAACAGGGCUAGCGUGAACUACAUCUUUGAGGCUCGCCCUGAUGAAUCAGUGAUCACCGAGUGCAUUGACAUGAGGGAUCGUUGCAAGGGUGUCACCGCUAUUGACAUUGAUUGGGAAGCUGACGUUGGUGAUGCUCCAUUCGGUCAACCAUCUCCUCUUACCCUCACUGCCGACAUCAACUUCGACCCACUGAGUCCCGAUGUCAAUGGACAAGGCUUGUGGCAGCUUGGUGUGUUCGCUGCUACCAGACCCGACGGUGAUGGUCCUCGCAGGGACGAAAUCUCCCAGACCCUGGACCCCUUCAAUGGGGCCAAACCGCUCGAGGAAGGUGGACCUCUAGAAUUUGACAACGUCUUGACCAACUUCCCAAUUGACGAACUCGGCUGUGACGACUACCGUUACCUCUGUGUGGAAUUCAAGCAGGGUGUGGCCCCUACCCCUGGAUACAAAUUCGAGACCCAAGCAGGAACCGAUUCCAUCAUUUCUUGCCGGGAGCAACCCUGUAGAGGUGUUGAGGUUUCCGAACUACAUUCCCAACCUACUGAGACACUCUCUGACCUGAUACUGUAUGAAGGAAAGGAUACUAAUCCUAUCCAGUACAACUCAGUUGCAACCACAACCCCUGAUUCUGGUACCGUACGUGGUGUGGAUCUCUGGACCCUCAGCCAGUGGGGUAGCGAGCGCGCCAACGGCAACGGACCCCAACAAAACUACCAGGAGGAGGUUCUCUCCGGCUAUCAUGCUGCCCUCCCUGUUAUGGCUGCUGGUGAUACUCUAGACUUUGUGCCCCUCGCCACCAACUUUGAUAUGACAGGCCUCCGCUGUCCUCAGGUCAAAUACAUCUGUAAUGAGCUCAGCAAGGACCCAAGAUCCAGACCUGAUUUUGAAUUUACUGCUGUCCCUGAUGAAACUGUACUCAGGAGUUGCUUUGAGGUACCCGAUGGAGCUUGCAAAGGUGUUGUUUUCACCGACUUGGAUUGGGAUAUGAGCCACGGACCAGUAUCUGCUGAUGGCCCAGAUGAUGUGCGCUUCAACGUUGAUGUGAGCACUCUGCCCGAGAGUGGUGGAGCCGAUGGUGAUGGCUUGUGGCGUAUUGGUGUCUUUGGAGCCCAGAACCCACAGGGAACCGGACCCCGUCUUGAUUACAAGCGCCAGAUCCUGACCCGUGGCCAAUCCUCUACCCCAGCUGAAGGUGAAGGCAUGCCCCUUGAGCUGAACGCUCUGGAGACCGAGUUCGACCUGUCCCAGAUUGGCUGUGAUUCCGAGUACCGCUGGCUGUGUCUGGAGUUCGCCAAGGGUCUACGUGCUAGCCCUGACUUCGAGUUUGAGAUCAAUGGUGGUGGAGAUGUUAUCAUCAGCUGCAAGGAGCAGCCUUGCCGAAGACCGGUAAUGAUCAAUGAUGUUGAGACCAAUCCUCUUGGCAACGUUCGUGUGAACGAGGGCACCCGCAACAACCGCAUCUUGUACGAAAUGACAGCCUUAACCGACCCAUCCAGUGGAAAGGCCCAGGGAAAGAACCUGUGGGAGAUGUCUACUUUUGGAAGCAGCUUCCCAGAUGGCCGUGGUAGGCGAUUCAACCCCCAGACUGCAUACACCUUCACCCAGUACCAGAAGGACAAAUCUGCCUUCCCUGGUGAGAACAUCCGCUAUGGAGCUGUGGACACCAACAUGGAUAUGACAGGCUUGACUUGCAACGAUGUCAGGUACUUCUGUUCUGAGCUCCGCAAGGGAGAUUAUCCUAGCCCAGAUUUUGAAAUGAUCGCCAACCCCACAGAAGAUGUAUUGACUGAUUGCUUUGAGCUGAACUGUGAAGGAGUUUUGAUCGACAACACCAGGCUAUCUCUGAACUCUGACUCUGAGCUGUCCGAUGGACCCAACGACCUGUCCUUCGACUUCACCGUCAACUCCAACCCCACUGGAGGAGAUGCAGCCGGUAACAACCUCUGGCGUCUUGAGACUUUCACUUCCAACAACAAUGACGGCUCUGGCAGGCGCGACAUCCUGCGUACCCAGACUCUGGACCCUGCCGAUGCCAGCUACGAUCUUGAUGCCGGAAACACGAUGGUCUUCCGUAACCUAGAGGCCCUUGUUGACUCUGCUGAUGUCAACUGCGAAGAAGACUACUAUCUCUGUGCUGAGCUCUCAAAGCAUGUUGCCGCUUCCUCGGGUUUCUCAAUGAGAGCCACCAGAGAGAAUGCUCUUACUAGUUGUAGACUUAUUCGUUGUGCCAAGGCUGCUCCACCUCCAGUGCAAGGUCGACCAGGACCUAAGGGAGCCAAGGGAGAACCAUUUGACAUCCCACCCGGUAUGGUUGGACCCCCUGGAAGACCUGGAUUGGCUGGAUCAGUUGGAUACCAUGGACGCCGUGGACCUAAUGGACUCAGUGGACCUGCUGGACAAAGGGGAGAAGAUGGACGUGAUGGUAACUCUGGUAACCGUGGAACCCCUGGACCCCCUGGACCUCCUGGCCCUCCUGGUGAGAUGACUGCUGCUGCCCAGCAGUCUAAGGGACCUGCUUACACUGCACCCAUCUACAAUACCGCACCUGGCCGUCCUGGAUCCGCUGGAUACAGUGGACACCGUGGAGCACGUGGACCACAAGGAUUGACCGGACCAAUGGGACCCCAAGGAUCCGCAGGACCUAUGGGAAUGUCUGGACCCCGUGGAGCACGUGGUGAAGAUGGAGAGGAUGGCAAUGAUGGACAAAAUGGAAGGCAAGGAGAAAUUGGACUUGUAGGAAUCAGUGGCCGACCUGGUCUAGGUGGAAUGCACGGAAUGUCAGGCAACCCAGGACACAAAGGAUGGGGUGGCCGUCAUGGAGCUCCCGGAGCAGCUGGAGAGAGGGGAGAAGCUGGAGAAGGUGGUAACAUGGGCGCAAGCGGACCCGUCGGAGCAGUAGGAAAUCCUGGACAACGUGGACCAAGUGGAUCUCGUGGAGGUGCUGGAUCUAAGGGACCUAUGGGAGAUUCCGGAGAGCGUGGAUCUAAUGGAGAACAAGGACCAACCGGAAACAUGGGACCUCUUGGACCAUCUGGACUACCCGGAGCGAAUGGAGCAACGGGAGACUCAGGUAUGCAAGGAGGACAGGGAUCAUCUGGACCAGUCGGUCUUGUAGGAGAGUCUGGUUCUCGUGGCAAAUCUGGUUCUGCUGGUGCCCCUGGUAUCCCCGGAUCCAGUGGAGACAGUGGAAUUAUUGGAGAAAUGGGAAUUCAAGGAGAGGUUGGAGGACCAGGCAGGAAUGGAGCCCCUGGACUUCAGGGAUCUAUUGGACCCGUUGGUAUUGGUGGAGAAAGGGGAGAUGCCGGUCUCCCAGGAUACAUGGGAUUGACUGGAAGCCGUGGACCUGCAGGACCAUCGGGAGCCCGUGGAAUUGGUGGAGAACCUGGACCAGCUGGCAACAGUGGAUCAGAGGGAGAAACUGGAUCGACUGGACCUUCCGGACCUCGUGGACCAAUGGGAGAACUCGGAAUGGGUGGUGGACCUGGAAUGCUUGGAGCCCCUGGAAACAGUGGAUUCAUGGGUGAUCAGGGCGAGUCUGGUGAACAGGGAAGCCCUGGUGAGCCUGGAUCGAGGGGAACUAAUGGCGAGCCUGGUACCCCUGGACAGACUGGACCCAACGGCGCACCUGGUGAAGACGGUCUUGCUGGAAACGAUGGAAAGACUGGCGCAACCGGUACCCCAGGUAGGAGUGGACCUCCUGGAGCCAAUGGUGACCGAGGAGGCAUGGGACCCCCAGGAGCACAAGGACCCCCAGGCAUUGGUGGAGAAACUGGAUUCAAUGGCAACACUGGAAUUCAAGGAACCCCUGGAACCCGUGGAGAGGCUGGUGUUGAUGGAGAGCCCGGUGCAGCUGGUCAAUCUGGUCUUCCUGGAUCUCCUGGUAACCGUGGAGAUUCUGGUACCCAAGGACCCGUUGGUAUUGGUGGAUCUCAGGGAGCCCCUGGUCAACCUGGAUUGACUGGAACCCGUGGAGCCCGAGGAAACAAUGGACCUAGUGGACCCCGUGGAGGACUCGGUGUCUCCGGAGACGCUGGCGAACAAGGUCUGCGUGGAGCUGCUGGACUCCAGGGAGCCUCAGGUAUUGUUGGAGAACGUGGAACCGAGGGACGUUCAGGACGAAAUGGAGAAGUUGGACCUACUGGAAUUGGCGGAAGCAUGGGACAACCUGGUCUUCGUGGAUUACCUGGACCACCUGGUCUUCGUGGUGGUGUUGGAGGUCUUGGUGAGAUGGGUACACAGGGUGACCGUGGACCAUCUGGACCCUCUGGACCCUCUGGAAGGACUGGUGAAGCUGGUGGCUUGGGACCUUUGGGACCUAUGGGUGUGACCGGACAACGAGGAGACAAUGGCAACCCCGGAGACCCAGGACCAAACGGACCCUCAGGACUAAAGGGAACACGCGGAGCUGGCGGAGAGAAGGGAUCAAUGGGAUCUCGUGGAAUCCCCGGAAACCCUGGACCUGGUGGCGCCCCUGGUGAACGUGGACCUAGUGGCUUGAACGGAGAGAAGGGAGAAGCUGGACCUUUUGGUAGCCAGGGUAGACCUGGUAGGAGCGGACCUCAGGGUAACAUGGGCGCCCGUGGAGAACGUGGUGAAACUGGCAACCAAGGAGCACUUGGACCUAGUGGAUCAUCUGGAAUGAAUGGACCUCCAGGAGUCGUUGGAGAACCAGGACCUACUGGACCCGUUGGACCAACUGGCCGCUCUGGUGAAGAUGGACGUAUGGGAAGCCGUGGACCUCAAGGAAACCAAGGAGUACGUGGACCCCCAGGAGUCCAGGGAUUGAUGGGAUCUCAGGGAAGCAGCGGAGAAGAUGGACGUGAUGGACAUGUGGGACCUCCUGGACCUAUGGGAGCCAUGGGACAGGCUGGAAAUCUAGGAAACUUGGGAUCUCAUGGAUUCAUGGGUCCACCUGGACCUGCCGGACCCCAAGGAAGACCUGGAGUCAGUGGCGAAGCUGGACGUGAUGGAGCCAAUGGAGAGCGUGGAGAAGGUGGACGCAUGGGACCAUCCGGACCUGUGGGAGUCCGUGGAAUGCCAGGAAGUGAUGGCCGUGAUGGUAAGGAUGGACCAGCUGGACCCGUUGGACUUGUUGGUGGUCGUGGAGACACCGGAGCCAAGGGAAACAACGGAAUGAACGGACUUAUGGGACCACGUGGACCUUCUGGAAUCAUGGGAGCACAGGGAGAACGUGGAAACCGUGGCAAGCAAGGAGCACAAGGAUCUGUCGGCAACGUUGGAGAAUCUGGUGGCACUGGACCCAUGGGAUCUAUGGGACCUGCUGGAGCCCGUGGUGAAGUUGGUAGCCAAGGAGCCACCGGACACAAAGGACAGAAUGGUAUGCCCGGUAUGCCUGGUAUGAUGGGAGUUGCUGGUGAGCCAGGAAACAAUGGAGAAGGUGGACCACAGGGUAUCCGAGGUAUCCCCGGAGUUGUUGGAGAGGGUGGAAAGUCUGGACGAGGAGGACCUCGUGGACCCCCUGGACUUCGUGGAGGCAAUGGAGGACGUGGAGAGCGUGGAAACCUUGGACCUUCAGGACCCCCAGGCCCAGCUGGACCCCCAGGACCACCCGGUGAAGUCUCAAUGGCCGCUAUGCCACGUAUGCCACAACAACAACAAUCUAAGGGACCUUCUCAGUAUUCUCACUACUACCGUGACGAGAUCCCCAAGACCGUGGAGCAGCUCGACAGGACCCAAUUCCAGAUUUACCUUGCCAAAUUCGAGAGCGAAAUCCUCUCCCUCAUUGAACCUCUGGGAAGCCGUGACCAGCCCAUCCGUAGCUGCAAGGACCUCUUCAAGUGCUACCCAGAAGCUGAAGAUGGUAACUACUGGAUCGACUCCAACGAAGGAUCCGUCAAGGAUGCUUUCCUGGCUCACUGUGUCAAGCGUGGAGAGAGUGGCAGCCCAGAGACUUGCAUCACACCACGAGUGGACGAGAUCUCUCGUGCAAGAUGGUAUGAAGGUGCAUCUGGAUCAAGAUAUAUCACCGAAAUGGGUCUAGAAAAGUUCUCAUAUGAGGCCAGUGAAGUACAACUUACCUUCCUGCGUCUGCUGUCCACCAAGGCUCACCAGAACGUGACCUACCACUGUAAGAACUCUGUGGCUGUACGCGACAGGCAGACUGGAUCAACAGAGCAGGCUCUGAGACUCAUGACAACAUCAGAUGUAGAGUUAUCACUUGAUGCACCAAGCCAGGAGCAAUACGAAGUUAUUGAAGACGGAUGUCAAGAGCGUUCAGCAGAAUGGAGCCAGACUGUUAUAAACUAUUCCACCAGGAGAAAUACCCGUCUCCCAAUUGUUGAUGUUGCUCCUUCAGAUAUUGGAGGAGAAGGUCAAGAAUUCGGUAUCACUCUGGGACCAGUCUGUUUCUCAUAGAGUCUGACCCCUUUCUAAACUAUCUUGAACUGUCUUUGAAAUUACAGCAGCAAAAAGAAGAAAAAAAAAUGAUAAAAUGUUAGGACUAUUUAUGAUGUCCUCUGGCAGCCUCAUAAAAUUGGAGCAACCCUUUUCUCGUCUGGUGUGUGUUUUUGAUCUUUGAAUACUGAAAUUCUUGCCAUAGUGUUUGCGAAGCAAUAAUGAAUUAUUUGUAGGGAAGUCUCUAAAUUUGUGGCUUGAAAAUUUAUCAAAAGAAUUAAAAAAGAAAAGGACAAAUUUGAAGACUCCAGUGACACGAAUUUUUCUGAAGGCUGACCAGAAAGUGAAAAACUUAUUUGAAUACAUGAUGUUGUACCUCACCAAUCUAUUCAAUGAUAUGAAAAAUGUGCCUUAUAAGAUUUGAAUGACAAGUCAAAAUAUGAUCAAAAGAUAACCUAUUUUUUAUACUCAUCGUAUACUCCUUUAUAUUCUUCAAAAUUGUGGUGUAAUGUUAGUGCUUUUCCAUCUUAUGCAUGUCCUUGUUUCCUUGAUGUUGGUGUGGGUGUACAUGGUGCACUUUCACGCCUCUUUCUUUAUUCUUUUAUUGAUUGACUUGCUUUGAAAUGGUGCUAGCUCUCUAGUCUGUCAGAUAAAAGUGGACUCCCUUUGCGCUGAUUCCCUUGCGCUGACUCGUCUAGAAGCCUUUCUUAGUAGAAAUAGAUAUUAAUGUCUCCUAUUGUGUCUUGGACCUUCUUGACGAAGGUUCUUUGUAUUGUCUUUCGUAUGUGUUUACUGAUAGUUUUUCACCUUGUGAAAAUUUAUUGUACAAAAUUUUAAAAAAAUUGUCAUCAAAUUGAUUAGAAUAAUGGACAGUGAAGGAAAUAGCCAUAGAAUUACAAGCAAAGCUUUCCAAUAUUUCUACCUUUUAGAAAAAAAAAUCAGGAAUUUCUCAUCUCUUUUCACAACGUUUUAAUGAAAUGUUCAACUAUGCAAAUUCAAAGAUAUUAUAUUUUGUCAUGUUAAAGAAUUAUUUUUCUAAUGCUACAUUUUAUACUGUUGAAUAGAUUGGUUGAUACAAUGUGUUGUGUGAGAUUAUUGAUUAAUAAAUGAGCUUCCCUAUGAA